Diabrotica balteata is the source of this 1648-nucleotide messenger RNA. NCBI's taxonomy places the organism in Eukaryota, Metazoa, Arthropoda, Insecta, Coleoptera, Chrysomelidae. The record is from the annotation of a GenBank genome assembly.
AGAUAUUAUAAAAAAUGUUGGUACCUUUAUUAAUACUUCUUGGUAUAGUGGCAUAUCUAUACAAGAAAUGGAGUUAUUCCUACUGGAAACGAAAGAAUCUCUACUACAUAGAACCAGAAUCUUUCUAUGGUAACAUCAAAGACUUAAUGGUGGGAAAAAGUAGUUUGGCAGAUCAGUACAAAUCACUGUAUGAUGAGUUUAAAUCCAAAGGUUUAAGACACGGAGGAUUUUAUGAAAUGUUUGCUCCUGCUUAUAUGCCAAUAGACAUAGAACUUACAAAAAGUAUACUACAAAAGGACUUUCAGAAUUUCAGAAAUCAUGGAGAGUAUACCAAUGAAAAAGUGGAUCCUCUUAGUGGACAUUUGCUGAAUUUGUCGGAUGAUAAAUGGAAAAAUCUUCGAGCUAAACUGACACCUACAUUUACGUCAGGUAAAAUGAAAAUGAUGUUUCCCACAAUGGUAUCCUGUUCAAGUGGCCUUAAGGACCUCCUUAAAGAAUCGGCUGACCUCCAAGAUGUCGUCGAUAUCAAAGAAAUAAUAUCCAGAUUUACCACCGACGUCAUCGGAUCAGCUGCCUUUGGUCUCGACUGCAAUAGUUUGAAGAAUCCAAACUCCGAAUUCAGAACAUUUGGUAGGAACGUUUUCAAAGGAAGCACUUGGCGAAGAAUCAGACGCACUUUGAUCAACACAUUGCCCGAAGGCUUAGUAACUUUCUUCCGCGUAAAACGGACACCAAAAGAAAUUGAAGAGUUCUUUAUGGGUGUAGUAAAUAGUACUGUCAAAUAUAGAGAAGAAAACAAAGUGUUUAGAAAAGACUUUAUGCAUUUACUUCUGCAACUGAAAAACAAAGGAUAUACAACUGAUGAUGAAGACUUUUUAGGUGCUCCAGAUAAAAUCAGUAAAGAUGGUAACUUGUUGACCUUGAAUGAGGUAGCAGCUCAGUGCUUCGUCUUUUUCUUAGCAGGUUUCGAAACUUCUGCUACUACCGUUACUUUUGCCCUAAUGGAGUUGGCGCAAAAUCCAGAUGUGCAAGAAACAUUACGAAAAGAUAUAAAUACUGUUCUGAAGAAACACAAUAAUGAAAUGACUUACGAAGCUAUAAUGAGUAUGAAUUAUUUGGAUCAGGUAGUUAAUGAAACGUUAAGGAAACAUCCUCCGGCAUCGUUGACAGGACGAGUCUGUAACACUGCCUACAAAGUUCCUGGAACAGAUCUCAUAAUCGAGCCUGGAGUUAAAAUUAGAAUCCCAAUUCAGGGAAUUCACAGAGAUCCCGAAUAUUAUCCAGAUCCAGAAAAGUUCGACCCAGAGAGAUUCAGUGAGGAAAAUAAAGCUACAAGACCCAAUUUUACGUUCAUGCCUUUUGGAGAGGGACCACGAAUGUGUAUUGGGGCAAGAUUUGGUUUGCUUCAGGUCAAAGUAGGAUUAGCCACAAUAAUAGGAAACUUUUCAGUAACUUUAAACGAGAAAACACUGACUCCCAUCAAAUAUGAUCCAAAAGCCAUUAUUUCUGGCGUCAAAGGAGAAGUCUGGCUAAAUGUUCGUUCUGUACAUUAAACAGUAUUACAAGACUCAAAUAGUAUUUUUAGGUGACAUAAAAUAGAUAAUAAAUUAAUGUAAUAAAUAGUUUAAAGUAUGUUCAAAUAAAUAGU